Messenger RNA from Ostertagia ostertagi, 420 nucleotides. The record is from the annotation of a GenBank genome assembly. Lineage: Eukaryota; Metazoa; Nematoda; Chromadorea; Rhabditida; Trichostrongylidae.
AUGGUGGUGUCGGGUCUUCCGGAGCGAAGGGACGACCACGCGUCGCAGAUCGCACAGAUGAGUUUGGCGCUGCUGCACAAGGUGAAGAACUUCGUGAUACGGCAUCGACCGAACGAUCAGCUCAAAUUGCGUAUCGGAAUGCAUUCCGGCUCCGUAGUGGCCGGUGUUGUCGGCUCAAAAAUGCCUCGCUAUUGUCUCUUCGGCGACACGGUGAACACCUCGAGUCGAAUGGAAAGCAAUGGACUACCACUGCGAAUUCAUGUCUCGUCGGUGACGAAGGAGAUUCUGAGCAAGGACACGGGUUUCCGAUUAGAGCUACGAGGUGAAGUCGAGAUGAAGGGUAAAGGACGGUUAACGACGUACUGGCUGAAGGGCUAUCGAGACGUGAAUAUCCCAGAUUUUGGUCCAGAAUAUCAAUGA